GGAGGCGGAGGAGGAAGGGGAAGGAGGCGGCGGUGCCGCCGCGGAGCGAUGGCGGCGGCGGCCGCGGGCCCCUUCAGCCUCAGGGAGGUUCUGGACGCCUUCCGCAGGUGCGUGACAGAGCAGCGGGAGGUGCUGCUGGAGCCUUACCUGAGCGGCUGGCGGGGGCUCAUCCGCUUCCUGCAGAGCCUGGGCGCCGUCUUCUCCUUCAUCUCCAAGGACGCGGUGGCCAAGGUGGCGCUGCUGGAAGGUCACCGCCAGCAGCACGGCUUCGUGUCGCUGCAGUCGCUGGUGCAGCACGAGCUGGCGGCGGGGCCGGCGGCGCUGCGGGCCCGCUCCGACUCGGGCUGCCGCACGGUGCUGCGGCUGCACCGCGCCCUGCGCUGGCUGCAGCUCUUCCUGGAGGGGCUGCGCUCCGGCGAGCCGCGCACCUCCGUGCUCUGCACCGAUGCCUACAACGCCUCGCUGGCCCAGCACCACCCCUGGGUGGUCCGCAAGGCGGCCACCGUGGCUUUCUGCGCGCUGCCCUCCCGCGAUGCCUUCCUGGAGAUCAUGAACGUGGGCUCGGCCGAGGAGGCCGUGGCCAUGCUGGGAGAGGCCAUCCCCUACAUCGGAGAUGUCUACAGCAUCACCCAGGAGCUCUUCGCUCAGCACAAGCUGCUCGACCUGCCCUGACAGCGGCGCUGGGGUGAAAAUGACGUUUUUGCACAAGCGACACGCUCUGUCCUUGGUUAUUUCUGCUUUUUCUUUCCAGCCCGGAGCUGAAGAAUUGGCAAAACAAUUCCAUAUUAUAAAUGUGGCCCGGUUCCUUUUUA
Serinus canaria (Common canary) is the source of this 812-nucleotide messenger RNA. RefSeq names its product ceramide-1-phosphate transfer protein (gene CPTP). Gene Ontology annotation, biological process: intermembrane lipid transfer; ceramide transport. Gene Ontology annotation, molecular function: ceramide 1-phosphate transfer activity; ceramide 1-phosphate binding. Bases 49 to 672 code for a protein of 207 amino acids. Gene Ontology annotation, cellular component: cytosol; membrane; cytoplasm. Lineage: Eukaryota; Metazoa; Chordata; Aves; Passeriformes; Fringillidae. The transcript has 2 exons. The record is from RefSeq and is a predicted model, not a curated record.